Messenger RNA from Kazachstania africana CBS 2517, 609 nucleotides. RefSeq names its product Sec63 complex subunit SEC72 (gene SEC72). NCBI's taxonomy places the organism in Eukaryota, Fungi, Ascomycota, Saccharomycetes, Saccharomycetales, Saccharomycetaceae. Bases 1 to 609 code for a protein of 202 amino acids. Gene Ontology annotation, molecular function: protein binding. The transcript has a single exon. The record is from RefSeq and is a predicted model, not a curated record.
AUGUCUACAGUGUCAUACGAUUCAAAUACAAAAUUAAUCUCCCUACAUAAUACAACACCCUCAAAUAAUGAUGAAAAUGACGGUUCAAUGUUACAGAUUAACAUAAGUCAAAUAAAUAAAUUGACAAAAUCAUUAGUUGCAUCAUCAAAUAUACAAAAUUUAACACCACAACCAUCCCAAGAAACGGGGAAAUUGAUUAAGAAUCUUUUCGAAAGUGGAUUAAAGCUAACAAAGGAAAAGAAAUUCCAGGAUGCUCUGAAAAAUAUCUCAUUGGCGAUUGAAAUGGCCACUAGAAAUAGAGCACCUUGGGAAAUGUUCGGUAUGCAAUUACAAGAAUUACAAUUCAUGUUACGUAAUAAAAUCGAUUUGCAUCUCAUUCAAGGGCACUACGUGGACGCAUUGCAAGAUUUGGAUCUACUAAUGAAUACAAAUAUGUUGACAGUAGACGUAUUCAUUAGAAGAAUCGACUGUCUAUUAAAAUUAGGUCAAUUGGAAGAAGCAAAGGCAACUGCAGACAGGGCUUUAGCUCUACAUAACAACGAGACUAAAUUGAAGGCUCUAUUAUUACAGUGUAACAGAUCAUUAGCUGAAUAUAACGGUGAUAUCUAA